AUGAAAUACAAAAGUUCUGCAGGCAGAUGCACCUCACAAACAGCUAAUAACGCAGUGUGUAGUUUCUACAGUCCAAAUGGUUAUGAGCUUUCGUGGUCGGCGGAUCCGUCGGGUAUUGUUUACUUCAACUAUACACAAUUGGAUUUUCCGAUGACAGGAAACUAUUGGACUGGUGUCAGCUUUGGGCAACCUUCUGUACGAUUAUGUCCACGCACAUCCAAAUAUAAUGCUCAGUCUACGUAUGCACCACAGUACACAACAACAUCGACUGUAACACAAGAAGUAGCACCAAACUAUGUUCCCGUAAUACCCCCCUCCAUACCAAGCACACCAUAUGUCGUUCCCGUAACACCCCCCUCCAUACCAAGCACACCAUAUGUCGUCACGGAUUCAACCACAUCAUAUCCGAGUACUACAUCGACGUCUUCUACAAGCAAUACUACUCCAGUUCCAAACCAAUAUGAUCAACCAUCUUCAACAGUCACCUACAAUACUGAUGUCUCUGCGUCUUCAUCAUACGCCAAUCAACCACUAUAUGACCAACCAACGAACCAAUAUAAUUCUCCAGUGCUCACAAAUUCGGAGCAAAACCAGGUGAAUUAUCAACAAAUCCUUCGAGAUUAUCAGAACAAUCCGAAUCCAACUGCAGGAAUGUCAUUCACCAACAACAUCUAUGGUUACAACUACACAAACGGAUCACCAGCCAAUCCCGUUUCCAGCUCAGCAACCUAUACUGGAACGUCAUCUUACUUUACUCCUUCCAAGAGCGUCUAUUCCAGUUCAACACAAACCAACUCAAACAUCAACUAUAAAUCUCCGAACCCUGUGAUUACAACUUCGGGACCAUAUUAUUAUUAUUCAAGCGUUUAUCCCAGUUACUUAGUUCCCGGUCCGUAUUACUAUCGCGUUGGACCAUAUCUAAGUUCCUCUAAUGCAGUUUUAUCCUCGAAUUUGGGCGUAACGACUUCUGUCAAUGGAAAGAGUUCGGUAGCUUCGAUCAACUCGCUUGGAUUCAAUCCUCUAACGGGCGUAUACAGAGAUACGCCUUCGAGUGGUAGUACCACCGUUUACAGUGGAUCAUCCUCUAAUAACGGUCAAGUUCUGAGGCAAUCAAGUACAAGCAGCAUAAAUGCGGCCUUCACGCCGUAUUUCUAUUCACCAUUUGUGCAAGCUUAUACAGGACGACAAUACGAUGCAACUUCACCAAUCGGUACCGCUUACGGACCGAAUGCGAUUCCAUAUCAAGUUCUUGAGCCUCAUUCAUCUAGCUACUAUCAAACAACACUUGAUAACAAAUGA
Molecule: messenger RNA, 1299 nt
Organism: Anisakis simplex (herring worm)
Lineage: Eukaryota; Metazoa; Nematoda; Chromadorea; Rhabditida; Anisakidae
Source: the annotation of a GenBank genome assembly